Molecule: messenger RNA, 1437 nt
Organism: Oryzias latipes (Japanese medaka)
Lineage: Eukaryota; Metazoa; Chordata; Actinopteri; Beloniformes; Adrianichthyidae
Product: Poly(U)-specific endoribonuclease-C-like
Molecular function (GO): RNA endonuclease activity
Source: RefSeq, a predicted model, not a curated record
ACCUGCCUCCUGAUUGGUUAAUCCUCGAGAACAGGUUUGAUUGGCGUCCAGUAUGACUGUUUACACGUCACUGCGAGUUUUCUGAGAAGAUUUCGAGUAACUGUUUUCACUGAAACAAACAAUGGCAAGAAGUAAUAAAGCCGACCAGGAGCUCACGGAGGUGUUUAAUCAGCUGUGGGCCCUGGACUCUAACCGUCUCAAGCCAGGCAUUGAUUACAUCAUCUCCCUUCAGGGCAAGGCGGGUUAUGUGGCUCCCGGCAGCAACAGCGCCAGAGACCGGGCCCACGCUCCACUCUUCACAUACGUCAAUGAGGAAAAGCUGAAGAGCAUUGAGACGUAUGCGCACUUUAUCAACUUGUUGGACAACUAUGAGAUGUCUACUGGUGUGUCGGAGACUGUUACUGCAGAGGAACUUCAAGAGAACCGCCUCUUCAUUGAUGCCAUCGUGAAGACCGACGUCAUGAAGUGCGCUCACAAAUAUCUGGUCAGGAAGCGGCAGUCUCCGUCGGACCCGGCUCAAUUCAAGAGACAGUUGUAUGACAUCUGGUUCAAACUCUACCACAGGGACAGGAAUGGAGGUGAGGAUUCCUGUGGGUUUGAACAUGUGUUUGUUGGAGAGACCAAAUACAACCAAGAGGUCACAGGUCUUCAUAACUGGGUCCAGUUCUACCUGCAGGAAAAGCACGGCCAUGUCGACUACAAGGGCUACAAAGCCAGACAAAACAAGGACACACCUGAUGAGGACGACCACGUGCUGAGCCUGCAGUUCAGCUGGAAAGGCCUGGUGAAACCCGUCGGUUGCUCCUUCAUCGGUGUCAGUCCAGAGUUUGAGGUCGCUCUUUUCACCAUCAUCUUCCUCAUGUCCACCGAGAAAAUGACCUCUGUUGUGGUGAAGGUGGACGAGUAUGUCCUGGAGCUGGUUGUCUAUCGAUGCGGCCGAUCCAUCGCCACGUCCUACCCCAAGCUGCUCAGCAGUAACAACAGGGAUUUGUAGUUUUAACCCAAUCAGUCCAGAGCCGAUGCAGUCCUUUGUUACUACCAAUGUUUCUGUUUGACUUUUUGCAUUUAUGCAGUAAGAAAUCUGUAUCAUGUUCUUUUGCAAUACUUGGGGAAAAGUUAAAAUAUAUAGACUUGAGAUGAAUUCACAUCUUUUUAAAUUCCCACUCGGAUCAUCUUUUGAUCUAUUUAAAAAAAAUGUGUCAAUAUCAUUAUCAUUAUUUACAAAAAAAAAGAAAUCAUCAAUACAGGCUUAUUCAAGUAUUUGUGCACCUCAUCUGCAGUUUUAAUAAUAAUAAUGGUAAAACUGACUGAAAUUUGUAUAUUUGAUCCUUUCAUUUGCAAAAUCAAACCUACUUCCACGGCUUGAUUUACUUGGUUACAUGUAAAGUAAUGUUUGUGGGGGUGGGUGGGUAUUAAAGCUGGACAUUCCUUUGCAAA